This is a messenger RNA of Durusdinium trenchii, 1428 nucleotides long. NCBI's taxonomy places the organism in Eukaryota, Dinophyceae, Suessiales, Symbiodiniaceae. The record is from the annotation of a GenBank genome assembly.
UUUAGGGCCCCAAUCCUUGGGGCAUGGCGGCAAGAUUGACCUUCAUCGAACCGUGCCAUUUUCGAUGAGAUGGAAAUGGUUUGUGCAGCAACUUUUUGGAGGGCUUCAUCCAAUUCCAGGUGCAAGCGCACUUGUGAAACAAGCUGGACAUGAUACGGCCAGUCUGUGUGGUGCUUCCCGCACAGACUUCCAGUCAUUGCUGGGAGCAUGUCCAGUCUUGGUAUACCGCGGGCUCAUCAAUCCAAAGCUCUGCCAAGAGUCGACGCAGAUUCUCCUUGAAGGACGCUUCGCUGAGUGGAGGCUCGGCCAAGAUCCUGAUGCACCAGCCUCUGACUACACGAAGAUUGGCUACACAAAAACCGAUGUCCUGAUCCAAGAAGGUUUUCGCAUGACUGCGACAAGUGCAGCGCCAGAGAAAUACAUUUCCAGCGCUUUGGAGACGACCAAGCUCCUGCAGAAAGCCCUUGGAGGUGAUUUCUUCCAUGCUUUGGCCAGCAAGUUUGCUCCUUUGGGCAUCAGCCUGCAACUGGAGCAGUGUCCAUUGUCACAGCGGCCCUUUUUGCCGUGCGUGGUGCGGCGAAUGGAACCAGGUGGCCGCCGCAAAGAGGGUAACAUACACAUGGAUACAGUUGUGCCUGGAAGCACCUUGUCUUUGAAUGUGUAUUUGAAUGUUCCGGAGAUGUCUGGCGGAGAGCUAGUCCUUUAUCCCAUUCGCAAGGAUUCUUUGCAGCGAUUCUUGAACUCCCAUUUCUUUGAGACCAUUGAUUUGCAAAACUUCUUUCCAGACAAAGAGUUCUACACGAAGGAGAUGCUGAAAGAAGUCGAACCGAUUGUCUACUCUCCUGCCACGGGAGACGUGGUUUUCAUCGAUCCUGCAUAUCCACAUGCUGUGCGAGACUUUGUUGUGUCAGAGAAAUCUGUGGGUCCUACUUCCCGACUUUCUCUUCAAACGUUCAUGCAGGUUUCAGGCUCACUCGAAGGAAAUGAAGAGCUGCGGCUGGAAUAUGCAGUUUGACUUCUGAGUGAUCCAUGGAAAUGAUGCCAUGCUAGCUGCUAGUUGUUUAGUGAAGUUGUGCCAAGAGCUUCAAGCCCAAAAGUCACGUGACUCACAUCACUUCAUGGUUCCUUUGGUCCAGCAUUUGCUCAGAAGUGGGAUUGUGCAGCGACAGUUAUAUAUACUAUUAUAUACUGUGACGGACAUGCACCAUGCGCACAUUCUUUGAGUUGGUGCUGGUAGCCUUCUUUGAGAGUCGGUUGUUGUCUUGCCACAGGUUCAUCCCUUUUCGUCAUGCUUUUGGAGCGUGUCUUUGUUUCUGAGCUGCUCCCAGUCAGAUGAACUUACUGUAACAGUAACAGAAAGGCUCGUUGUGGGGAACAGAUUGGUGGGAACGAGCUGCGCAACAAAAAGAACAUGUCUUUGGGAAACAC